Messenger RNA from Sardina pilchardus (European sardine), 981 nucleotides. RefSeq names its product IFI30 lysosomal thiol reductase b (gene ifi30b). The record is from RefSeq and is a predicted model, not a curated record. NCBI's taxonomy places the organism in Eukaryota, Metazoa, Chordata, Actinopteri, Clupeiformes, Clupeidae. Gene Ontology annotation, cellular component: lysosome. Gene Ontology annotation, molecular function: oxidoreductase activity, acting on a sulfur group of donors, disulfide as acceptor. The transcript has 7 exons. The coding region runs from base 125 to 907 and encodes 260 amino acids.
GCACAGCUGCGUGUGUCCGCUGAUUACCCUGAACAAGAGGACAUGACUGAAGGGAGGAGCUCCUGAUUGUCUUAAAUCAGCUCAGAAGUUGAGAAACGGUGGACAAAAGAGUAACAGUGGGGUCAUGGUCUGGAGCGACAUGGAAUUUCAAGUCCUUUUGAUGAUUUUGUUUCUCUGUUUGACUUCAGAGAGAUGCGAGGGCAAAGUAAACCACAAACCAUCGACAUGCGGAUAUCCUCCAUCGCAGUGGUGCCGAAGUUUGGAAAUAGCGGUUGAGUGUGGGGUCCAGAAGCAGUGCCUGGAGCUGAAUGCCACGCGGCCCAACUCUGCAGCGCCCCCAGUGGAGGUGACCCUGUACUACGAGAGCCUGUGCCCGGGCUGCAGGGCCUUCAUCACUCAACAGCUCUACCCCACCUGGACACUUCUCAAGGACAUCAUGAGGGUCAACCUGGUGCCCUACGGCAACGCCCAGGAGAUGCAGAAUGCAGUCAUCUGCCAACAUGGAGAGCCUGAGUGUCAUGCCAACCUGGUUGAGGCAUGUAUCCUGCACAUGGCCAGCCAUGAGGCCUUCCAUGUCAUCAACUGCAUGGAGUCCGCCUCGUUUGUCCUGACUGCUACCCAGCCUUGCUUGCAGCUGUUUGCCCCAUCCAUGAGGUGGGAGUCCAUCUCGGCAUGCGUCAAGGGUCCCCUUGGACACAGUCUGAUCCACGAGAACGCUGCCAAGACCCGGGCGCUGAAUCCGGCACACACACACGUGCCCUGGGUCACCUUCAAUGGGGUGUACACAAACGAAUGGGAAGACCAGGCCAUGUCCUCUCUUUUCCAUCUGGUUUGCAGUUUAUACAAAGGAGGGAAGCCUCCUGCUUGUACAGGAGCCCUGCGGAAACUGGACAGAAGCUUUUGCUGACAGAAUAUCUGAAUAUCUGGACAUGACAUGCCUUUCAUAUGCUACUUUUACAAUAAAUGCCUCUUAGGACCAUC